UACUAUAUAAUUUACCAUCUACAUGUCAACAAGGUUAGUUUUGGCCAAAUCCAGGGAGCUAUCAUCGACAAUUAACAUGUUUUAAUUACUACCUCUAGACGUUUUGCCUGCAGGUUGGAAUUCUUAAACUGAGAUGUGAAUUAUUUUAGUGAAAACAAUAAACUGUUAAUAUAUUUAUAACAUAUGCCCUUCACCUUUCCAGCCAUAAUGAAUACUGCCCAUAGUUGUGGUCCAGUGGACGAGGAGCUGGCUAAAGCCGUACGUGCUUGUGAGGAUACAGACAGCAUACUGCCUAUACUUAAGGAAGAACUUAAAUGUACCAUACAAAAAAGACGACUAGCUGAGGGCAAGACAGAACUGACCGUACAAUUCACACCCCCAACCAAACAGGAGCUUAGUCCCGAAGAAAUUAUAAAGAAAGAAAAUAGAAGAGAACAGAACCGAAGGGCUGCUCGGAAAUUCCGCCGGAAACAAGCGGAAUUAGCACGUGGUUUUCAACAGAGAAUUAAACAAUUAGAAACAGAAAAUGUAAGACUGAGAGAACAAUUACGGCGGCUUACCCAGGAAAAGGGCUAUAUACAAGGAAAAGUACAUGCCCAUCACGCCAUGUGUGAAAACAGUGGUGUCCCUGAUGUGUCGAUGUUACUACCGUCACAAUGAUCUCCAUGUGGUGGUCUCCUGUCUGACAUCUGAUUACAACCAAACUACUGACAUUAUUUAUCUCGAUACGCAGUCAUCAGCUUUUAUCUCGUGUGAAUAUGUCUUAUGCAGAGAGGACUGUAUCUCUAAUGUGCCAAUUUAAUCUUGCCUUGAUCAGAAACUGUCGAUAUGAGCUCAUUUCCCCCCGAGAAAUAUGACAAAUUUGAAUAUAACCAUUCCAGAUGAUAUCAAUAACACAUCCAUAUCUAGGUUGCACAACGUUAAUGAUUAUAAUAUAGUAUUGCUGCUAUUGUUUACCAUUAACUUUUGACAUACAUAUUUCUCUCUACAAAAAUACUAUUUAUGUUAUGGACGUCAAUGACGUCAUAAUGUUUUUUUACAUAUAAUUUGUAAUAUUACGCAUUCGAAGAAUUCUUGUCUAACUCUUAAAGUCGUGUAUGUGAUUAGUAAAUUAUGAACGGAAACUGUUGAUGCCGUAUUGGUACUGAGAUGCUUAUCAUUUGUUUUAUAACCGCAUUUAUUUUGACAUUUUAUCGUUAACAUUCUAGUCAAUAAUUAUAAUGUUAUAAUUUCAUAAUCAUUCCGAUAUCAUUACUUACGUAUCCGUCAUGAAGCUGCUUAAUUUAUAAACCUCAAUUACCUCAUAUUUAAGACAUCAACAUAUUACCUCAUUAGACGGGUAGGUGGAUGCCUGAUGUUCUCUUCAUAAGUGAGAGUGCUAAUAUUAUAUCUUAUGUAGGUGGGCAGGUGCUGGCGUUAUAUCUCAUAAAGGCAUGAUAUCCUCUAGAUCUAGUGAGGGAGUUGGAGU
Messenger RNA from Pecten maximus, 1468 nucleotides. RefSeq names its product cyclic AMP-dependent transcription factor ATF-3-like. Gene Ontology annotation, molecular function: DNA-binding transcription factor activity, RNA polymerase II-specific; RNA polymerase II cis-regulatory region sequence-specific DNA binding. The record is from RefSeq and is a predicted model, not a curated record. Gene Ontology annotation, biological process: regulation of transcription by RNA polymerase II. Gene Ontology annotation, cellular component: nucleus. NCBI's taxonomy places the organism in Eukaryota, Metazoa, Mollusca, Bivalvia, Pectinida, Pectinidae. Bases 184 to 660 code for a protein of 158 amino acids. The transcript has 3 exons.